AUGAUUCGCCUUGUGGGAGUUGUUCAAGUCCCUCUUGAUUGCCUUCAAACCUUGGAGUUGGGGCAACGCAUAUAUGACCCUGACCGCUGUGAUUAUCUAGCUUCCGUCUUCGACGGCCACUGUAUCGAUCCUGAAAGGGCAAACAACCAAAUUGAUGGUAUUAUCCUCGAACAGACCCUGCAGGAAAUACUUUUGACCUUGCGUAUUUCGGUCAAAAGACUCGAAAUCACUCUCACUCAUGGUCCAUAUCCUGAAGUCUUUGGCCACAACGUUUAUUAUCUUCAAGGUCGCCAUCGCCUCGAGGCAGCCAAAAGGUCGCGUGAUGUCUUUACAUGGGUCGUGCGAUUGCACGUCACUGACAGCUGGCAAAACUUCCUCCACGAUGAAACACGGUUCAUCAAGAGUCAAACCGACUGGUACAGUCAUGAGAGGGAAUGGUCAGAUGGAGACAUCUAUAUCAAGCUGAGAGACUCUCAGGUACGCCGCGAUGAGAGCACAGAAAGACAGUUCACCGUACGACUGGGACCCAUGAAACGUAAGUCCAUGGCGGUCAUAGAGGCACGCCCGGAGAUCCAAAAUAUGCUGGACAGAUUCACAGGCUUCCCUGGACUACUACAAGGACUCAAACUGGGCAUGUGGUAUAAGUAUUGCCAGUGGCUUCAUCUAGAUCCCGAAGUCACAGCAUACAUGCAACGAAUC
Colletotrichum godetiae is the source of this 699-nucleotide messenger RNA. RefSeq lists its product as uncharacterized. Lineage: Eukaryota; Fungi; Ascomycota; Sordariomycetes; Glomerellales; Glomerellaceae. The record is from RefSeq and is a predicted model, not a curated record. The annotation marks the transcript as partial. The transcript has a single exon.